Messenger RNA from Naegleria lovaniensis, 2655 nucleotides. RefSeq lists its product as uncharacterized. The transcript has a single exon. NCBI's taxonomy places the organism in Eukaryota, Heterolobosea, Eutetramitea, Acrasida, Naegleriidae. The coding region runs from base 1 to 2655 and encodes 884 amino acids. The record is from RefSeq and is a predicted model, not a curated record.
AUGAAUUCCUCUUCUUUCAAUGCUCGCCAAGGCGACGACAAGAAGUUUAACCGUUUCUGCGUCUUUAUCGAUGCAGCAAACAAGUCCAUCGAAGAAAACCAUAAUGAUUCGGUUUCUUCUCAAGUCAACAACACUUCCAAAUUUGUUAGAAGAAUAGAAGAACAACCAGCUUCUGCCUCUUCAUCAACCUUGACCAGUCCCUCGGUACCUGCUGAACAACACCAACAAUCGAAGGGAAACAAGAGACGCUCGAGAAACGACGACGAAGAAGAAGUUACUUGUGAAGAUGAAGAUAUGCUACAACUUGAGAGCGACAGCGACGACGACUCUGAGGACGAGGAUUUUCUCGACGACUACACCACAGAAGAAGAAGGUUAUGAGAGUAAUGGCACAGAAAAGAUCGUCACUCGUUCUAAAUUGCAAAAAUUUGAACCUCGUUGCAAGAAAUCAAAACCCUCUAACGAGGUGCAGGACUCUGAAGAUGAGGAAGAUGAAAAAGAUGCAGGGAUGUGCAACAUCAUUCCAAUUCUUCGUUUAAGUGCUGAUUUUGUUCCAGGUGAGCUUGAAAACAUUGAUAACGUUCCUCCUCUCACCAAAUAUAUCCAAAUGAGAAGACCAUCGGUGAAACCUCCUCAAGCGUCUGACAACAACAGCGUCCACGCCAGUCCAUCCACAGAACCGCCUCCUGUGAGGUGUUUUGUUAUGGACGCUGGUUCCAGCUAUUGUAAAGCCGGAAUGAUUUUGAUUCAUCCAAACGACCUCCCCAUCGUCAAGCCAAUAAGAUUUGGGGAGGGCGAAUUUCUUCCCUCUACUUUGUACUACUCUCCUUCCAGCAGAUUGUUUAUGGUGGGAUUAGAAGAAACUGAUCUUCAAAAGAAGGCUCCUGGCUUUUUCCCAAUACCCAAUGUAAAAAAGCUUCAUACCAUUUAUGAAAGUGGUACCUAUUCAACCACCAUGAACGGAGAACAAGUCAUGUUUCAUGUGAGUGACUUGAUUUAUCAAUUUACCAAGUGUUGCUUGAACAAAAUGAGGCUCAGUCGUGACGGUAGUUCUGGGAACAUUGCGUUGAAAUUUGAACAUGCUAUUUUUACCAUCCCAACCGAAACCUCGGACACGAUCAAACUCAUCUACAGAAACGCUGUCAAGAAGGCCAUUGACGAAUCUUUUGAGCAUCCGAUCAAGAUUGAAAACAUUUUAAUUGUUGAAGAAGCACUCUUGUUGAAAUAUGCAGCUGAAGAAACAUGCUCACUCGAAAAACAUUCUUCACAAGUGACCGUUAUUGUAGACCCUGGUCAUUUAACCACAGACAUUGCUGUUGUUAUGGGUAAUGUAUUACUGGACAUGUCGAGAGAAGUUGCUGGUGCGGGCCUGAUCUACAACAUGUUAAGGAACAAGCACAACAUGGAUCCAGAACAGAUUAUGAAGGAUGUUUUCAAUGAUGCGGUAAAUCCAUAUGAAGCGUUGAAAUAUGUUACGGAAGACAUAAUAAGAGAAUUCCAAAGGAUUGUCAAUGCUGUUUUCGACACCAUCAUUGAAUUUAAUGCAAGCUUGGUCGUAUUUUGUGGAGCCAUUAUGAAUCAACAGUACUUUUUGGAUAUUAUUAAGGAAUUGGUCCAGCCUUCCAAAUUGAAUGAUUUUAUUCAUGACAAUAUUCGUUUCCGGUAUAUUAAGGAAGAGCAUAGAAGCAAAAAUUAUACCUUUACAUUCCAAAGUGUAAAAUCACAUCAGAGUUCUUUGAUUUUGGGAGCCUACGGACUGGUCAAAGAAUCGGUAAUGCGUUCUCAAGAAGAACCUAUUCCAAUCAUGUUCUUAAGCAAACAAAUCGCUCAAAGGCAAUACUUUGGAGGUUUGCUCUAUUUGAAGGAUGAAAAGGAAUAUGGAAUUGCUGUCAGCGAUUGUGUCUACGAUUUGUAUGCCCGACAAGACAUUGAGCUAUUUAUUGUCGGUCUUAGAAAUAUCUACAACGCAGAACAAAUUAGAAAAGACGGCAUUUCCAAACACAACUUUGAAAAAGUGGGAAUUGCUCAGUUGAUCCGAUUUUCCACUCUCGAGGUUCUAUUUGAUUAUAAGAACUUUGUUAUCUCAUGUCCUAAAAUGUAUAUCCAAACCAAGGUGGAUCCUGAAGCAUUCGCUUUAACUUUCUGGUAUACUAGAGGACGAAGUACAUUCAAAUCGAACCUUUUGAUCGAUCGCAAAGGAAGAAUAGAAACAGUUCCAAUCAAUGAGGCUGGUGAUUAUUUAUUUGAGAAAGAAGAUGAGACUCUGACAUGGUUUGGUGUGGAAUAUGAUUGUUCAUUCUUGAUUCGAGGCAUUAAUAGUCGUUAUGUUACUAAAACGCAUAUUAAGGCCAACGAACAAUGGAGUGAGGUUGCUCUUGAGGAGCUCACGCCAAAUUACGGAAACCAUUAUGCCAUUCCAUUCAUCAACGAAGGUGUUGACAAAUCUCAAGUGGACAAGAUUUUGAAUUCUGAAAAGUGCGUGGUGUGUGCCAAGGCAGCGCCAAAUCCAACAAUGCGGGUCUCCGUUACAAAUAUUCUCAAGGUGAGCCAAGCUUUAAACUUUGAUAUUUCAAGCGGUCCCAAAUACGGUCCUCUUUGCAACACAUGUAACUCCACUUAUCUGAGCAACAGACGUAGAAAAAACAAAAAGAAAUAA